AUGUUUAGCACUUUUGUAACUCUAUUUGGCGGUGUCGGUGAGGUGGCCUAUGGUUUUGCACACUUAAAUGAUUUAGUUGAUGCCUUGGAUGCAUUUUGUCCUGCUGUGACGAAAAUUAUAUCCUUCUUUAAGGCAUCCAUUAUUUUCAUGAAUCGUCGACGAUUUAAUGACAUUAUGGAACGUGUACGAACAUUAAUUAUGAAUGAACAACACGAUGCCAAGAAAAUGAAAAUAGUUCAGAGAUUUUCUUCGUUUGGUAACAUUUGUACACUCAUCAUUGUUUCGGGUGGCACAUCGACAAAUAUUUUCUAUAAUUUGCGAGCGAUCAUCACGGAUUUGAUUUAUCAUUUUCAGGCGGGAAAUCGUACAUUGGAGUUGCCAUUUAAGGCAUUGCUACCAGAAGCUGCUGCCACAUUUCCAUAUUUUCCUUUUACGUUUCUCAUCCUAACCUUUUCCGGUCUGAUGACAGUAUUUUCAUUCAGCAUCGUUGAUGGUUAUUAUGUUUGUACAACCGUGUUUAUUUGUUCGAUAUUUAAAAUAAUACAACGUGAUGUGCACAGUACAUUUGAGGAGUUGAAGGAAUGUGAACAUGCAACCGAAGAACAAAAUCACCGAAUCCGCCAAAAAUUGAAUGCCAUCGUCGAACGUCAUAAUACGAUUAUCGAUUUGAGUGCGGAUUUUACAGCAAGUUUUACCGUUAUCAUAAUGUUACAUUUUAUGUCGGCAGCCAUCGUUGUGUGUUCGAGUAUUUUGGAUUUAAUGUUGAAUACCAAUUCGGUGGGACUGUUUAUCUAUAUAUCGUACAAUAUUGCUGCUUUGGCCCAGUUAUUUGUGUACUGUGUUGGCGGUACUUUUGUCAGUGAUAGUAGCGCCGCUGUGGCCGAUGCAUUAUAUAAUGUGGAGUGGUACAAGUGCGAUGUUAAAACUAGAAAAAUCAUUUUAAUGAUAUUGCACCGAUCUCAGAAGGCAAUAACAAUUUCUGUGCCAUUUUUUACGCCAUCACUGCCGGCCUUCAGUUCGGUUGACUAUGAAGAUAAUAUGGCUGAAGAUGACUAUGACGCAGGCCCUGAAUAG
Musca vetustissima is the source of this 1074-nucleotide messenger RNA. It is a transcript of the gene Or22c, whose product is annotated as odorant receptor 22c. Gene Ontology annotation, cellular component: plasma membrane. The record is from RefSeq and is a predicted model, not a curated record. The transcript has 7 exons. Bases 1 to 1074 code for a protein of 357 amino acids. Lineage: Eukaryota; Metazoa; Arthropoda; Insecta; Diptera; Muscidae. Gene Ontology annotation, biological process: sensory perception of smell; detection of chemical stimulus involved in sensory perception of smell. Gene Ontology annotation, molecular function: olfactory receptor activity; odorant binding.